AUGAAGAAUGUAUCCGAAGAGCAGGUGGAGGAAGACUCAUUCGCAAAAAAAACACCAAUAAAACGUUUAGCUAAGCGAAGCGCUGAA
Molecule: messenger RNA, 87 nt
Organism: Cercopithifilaria johnstoni
Lineage: Eukaryota; Metazoa; Nematoda; Chromadorea; Rhabditida; Onchocercidae
Source: the annotation of a GenBank genome assembly